AUGAAGCUAGUGCUGCUCAGAAGGAAUGCACGAAAGGAUUUCCGUUCGCUUGUUUUGUUCAUCUGUGGGAAAACGAAAAUAAUGCUGGAAAAGAUUGUCGAAUCUCCACUGGGAGGUGAAAGCCCGAAAUGGUUUGCCGAACACGUGGAAAAUAAAAAGGAAAACCUGGGAUCAAUGGAAGUUGUAUGGGAAUACACCGGUUUUCCUUUUGACAUAGUCACCAACAAGAGCUCACCGUUUUUGGCACAUCGAUUCGAUUAUGGGACAAAGAAAUGCAGAAAAUAUGCAGAGAAUACGAGGCGUAAAUUUGGUUUGACUGGACGCAACGAGAUGCCCCAUAUGCCUGAAGUCACCACUGAAAAGGCGCCACUUGCCAGACGUGACGCUGCGAACAUUCCCACUCGUUAUUAUGGUCGUCCUAUUGAUUUGGAAACUGUGAAUGAGGAGGAUCGCGCAGCUAUAGAAUCCAACUACUGGCUCUCGACGAAUAGAAACGCGUUUUAUAAGAAAUACGGCGACAAGAUCAAACUCGCAAAAGCAUCAAUGUGCACUUCCGAUUCGAAAGAGACUUUCUGCCGUUCUCCUCCAACAACUCCAAAUCCAAAUGCGAACAACACGUGCCAUAAUUCCACAACGACCGCAAAGGUGGAACAAGAAAGCAGCAGCUUGCCGUGGUGGAUUCUGCUAAUCGUGCUUGCUGGUCUUACGGUUACUUGGUUCGUUGUCCUUCUCGUGUGGUGGAAAUGCUGCUUUGGAUUGUCUGAAGAGAGAAAGACCACAAGAGGGGGGAAAGAAAAAAGGAAAAUUUUUCCCUCCCGCCAGGCAAGGAAAAAAAGCAAGUCCUGGGCAAAAGGAACUACUUUUACCGUCUCUUCUCUAUCUGGUGACUCCUCGCAUUCAACUCCUCCAGCUCAAGACCGAACUUCUGAAACUAAAUUUGUUGUUCGGAACUUGGAAGACUGCUUUUCCCAAGCCAUAUCUAAGACUUUGCAAGAGCGGGCAGAGCUUUGGGAAAAGAAGAAGGACGAGAAAGAAUUGGCUGAACGUUUUGGUUUUCCGACGAAAUGGCGAAGCAAAGACUGUCAUCAGCAAUUCAACAAGGGCAACAUCUAUAUUUACACCGAUGGUUCACGGGCCAAUGAUAAAACAGGAACGACUGGGAUCGGAACGUUUUAUGGAAUAGGCCACCCACUGAAUUUAGGUCUAAACAUCGGGCCCACGGAUCACGCAUUUUUUGGGGAAUUGCUAGCGAUAAAUGUCGCUCUGCAUCGUCUACUGCUAUGGGGAGGAUUUGGAAAUCGAGAUGUCAUACUUCGUACCGAUUGUGUGAAUGUAAUCAUCGCAUUGAAGAAUGAGGAAGACAGGAAGCUAAAUCAGCUUCUGAUCGACAAGACCAGCCGCUUGGCUGGACUU
This is a messenger RNA of Mesorhabditis belari, 1413 nucleotides long. The record is from the annotation of a GenBank genome assembly. Lineage: Eukaryota; Metazoa; Nematoda; Chromadorea; Rhabditida; Rhabditidae.